Molecule: messenger RNA, 1726 nt
Organism: Capsicum annuum
Lineage: Eukaryota; Viridiplantae; Streptophyta; Magnoliopsida; Solanales; Solanaceae
Product: COBW domain-containing protein 1
Exons: 9
Coding region: 188-1303 (371 amino acids)
Cellular component (GO): cytoplasm
Source: RefSeq, a predicted model, not a curated record
GUGGUACUCUACCCUCUCCAGACCCCACUAGGUGGGAAUACACUAGGUAUGUUGUUGUUGUUGUUAAAUGAUAAAAAGACAAGGAGGUUAUUUUGCAAAUUGAUAACUCAAGGAGGCUUAUCUGCCAAAUUUUCUCGCACUUCUACUAUUUUUUCCCAAAAUAGAAAAUCGACUAAAGGAGCUGAGCAUGGAGGAUUCCGACGAAGAACCACCACUCGCCGUUAAAAUCAACGGCGACGUUAAUUCAAAUCAACUAACGGAAACCUCAGAGAUUCCACCCGUCGGCGUUACCGUUAUCACUGGUUAUCUCGGUUCCAAAAAAUCCACCUUGAUCAAUUACAUAUUGAAAGCGCAACAUGGGAAGAAAAUAGCAGUGAUACUUAAUGAGUUUGGGGAGGAAUUAGGAGUUGAGAGAGCAAUGAUAAAUGAAGGGGAAGAAGGUGGGCUCGUGGAGGAAUGGGUAGAGCUUGCAAAUGGCUGUAUUUGUUGUACUGUGAAGCAUAGUUUGGUUCAAGCAUUGGAGCAGCUUGUCCAGAGAAAAGAGAGACUUGACCAUAUAUUGCUAGAGACUACUGGUUUGGCAAACCCUGCACCUCUUGCAUCUGUGCUUUGGUUGGAUGAUCAGCUGGAAUCAGAUGUUAGGCUUGAUUCCAUUAUUACUGUUGUUGAUGCAAAGAACCUUCGGUAUCAGCUAAAACCAAAUCCCGACUCCUCUUCAUUUCCUGAAGCUUAUUUACAAAUAGCAUUUGCGGAUGUUAUCAUUCUUAACAAGGUUGAUCUAAUUUCUCAAGAUGACUCGGGAGCGGUGCUAGAGGAACUGGAGGAGGAAAUACGUGAUGUUAAUUCCCUUGCGAAUAUCAUUCAUUCUGUGCGUUGUCAAGUUGAUUUGUCAAAGAUAUUAAACUGCCAGGCAUAUGAUCCUACUCAUGCUGCUCAUCUUGAAGCGUUGUUAGAGGAGAACAAAUCUCUUACUACAAAAGGCCUUCAUGACAGUGAAGUCAGAACAUUGUGCAUCUGUGACGCACAGCAGAUUGAUCUUUAUAAGGUUCGUAUAUGGCUUGAGGAGCUCCUUUGGGAUAAAAAGUAUGGCAUGGAUGUUUAUCGUUGCAAGGGAAUUUUAAGAGUAAGAAACUCGGAUGAGCUCCACACUUUACAGGGUGUGAGAGAAAUAUAUGAAAUUGUUCCAAGUCGUAAAUGGAGAAAUGAAGAGAUUCAGAUGAACAAAAUAGUAUUCAUAGGUCGGUUUCUGAAUGAAGAGAUCCUUCUGCACUCAUUACACAAUUGUGUCGUUGGAACUGAUUGACUCAAUAGAAUUUGAUCAAUCCUAUUUUCUGUCGUUAAGAGGGAAAACUAAACCAAGAAAACUAGUUCUCUUCAUCGUCAAUUCAUUGACUGGUGUUUCUCCUUCUCACCAUGAGAAAAUGUCGAUUGGCUGUCGUGCUAAGAAAUUCCUGCAGUUCUUGUAGCAGAGAAGUAGCUAGAUGCACCCCGCGCCCUCUUCAUACAAACCAAUUGCAUGGUUCACUCUGGAAUCAGUUUGGACAGCGAAUGUGCAUUUGAAAGUUCAGUCUGCUCAUUUGAAACUUUGAUAGUUCCUUGUAUAAAAAGUUGAAACUGUUACAAGUACAUAAAUCUGUUGAAAAAAAGUAUAGGCAUCACUUCUGGUACACUGUUGGUUGGAGAAUUUUUUUAAUUUCACCUGCAAAUACUUAAUUUCUUCGGUGAA